AUGUUUAUUGCUUCGCUCUUCAGACCUAGGAGGCAGCUGGCGUUCUUCCUGUUCGCGUUGUCUGCCGCCAGUGCCAUCCCUAAUGGCAGACGACCCGACAGCUCGGCCUGCAAGCUACCCGCCGUGCCGGAUGCCCACUACAGCGAAGGUCAUGGGGUCAAGUUUGACUGCGCGCCGAGCUUCGGUACCAUGCGGGCCAAGAUGAUCUUUGUCGACUUCCCCAACGCAAUCGACAGUGGCAGUCCCCCGCCGCUAGACAGAAACGAGAUUCCGGCAGCGGUAGAGUGGUUCAGGAAUUCCUCUUUUGGAAGUCUCAACCUGCAGGUUGAUUUUGACGGCUCCCGGUACUACCGCAUGCCAAGGCCGUCAACGUCAUAUCGAUUUGAGCGUAACCUCACCGCGGCGACUCACCAGAAGUACAUGGACCACGCGCUGGAUGCGUGGCUCGCCAACACAAACGUCACCGUUCCUCAUGUCACGUCUACCAACGGGCCAUUAGUCGAUGUUCUUUACAUCGUGCCCACGCGCAAGGCGAGUGCGAUCACCUUGACCACGACAUCCUCCAUUCCUGUCCACACUACGCGAGGCCACUAUGUCGCUCGAAAAGGCGUGACCUUGGGCCAUCAAGACCUCGGGUUCUGGGGCCCCAAACUGCUCAACCACGAGACCGGCCACGCCAUGUGCCUGCCUGACCUCUACCCGCUGCCGGUCGGCUACACGCAAAAGUACGUUGGCAACUGGGACCUUAUGGCCAAUGCCGGCGGCCACAGCCCCGAUCUUUUCGCGUGGCACAAGUGGAAGCUGGGCUGGCUCUUGGAUUCGGAGGUCGACUGCAUCAGCGACCCCGGGUCUUCGACGCACACACUGUCGCCAGUGGAGAUCAUUGGAGGCGGUGCACACACCAAGGCUGUCGUCGUGCGGCACAAUAGCACGACGGCGUUCGUGGUGGAGGUGCGCUCCGAUUUGGGAAACAACCAUGGUGCGUAUUCGAAGGGUGUGCUGCUCUAUAUAGUGGCGACGGACGUCGAGACAGGCAAGGGUCCUAUUCGUGUGCUGGAUGCAAAUCCCGGACUGGGAGGGGAGCGAUCGCGUCGAGAAACGUUUACGGACGAGUUCCAGCGCACGCUUCUUCCAGGACAGGCGAGGAGCGAGGCAGAACAAAGCGCGAGCGAGGAGGCCACAAAACUAUCUGGCAAAAAUAAGAUAGCUAUGGCGACGCAGACCUCCACGACCACAGCUUACCAGCUGGAACAGCUCCCAAAAGGCUCGGCAGAUCGUGCCGGCGGUACAACCCUGCGCCAGGCUCGUUCGGCGCACCAUGAAGUCGACCCCUCCGACUCCGAUCUCGACCCCGUUCUCGAAGCCUCUCGCAUCGCUGACAGCACAGUACCGGAUGGCGGGUACGGCUGGGUCGUCAUAUCGGCAUGUGCCAUUGUUGGCUGGUGGUUCUCCGGCGUCAACUACAGCUGGGGUGUCAUGCAAGGCGCCCUCGUCGAGCGUGGCGUCGGGUCCGCCUCGGUGCUCUCCUUCUGCGGUGCUUUGUCACCAGCUCUGAUGGCAUCCCUGGCCAUCAUUAACGCACGCGUUGUUCGUUCGCUUGGAACCCGCAAGCUGGCUCUCAUGGGUAUCUUCUUUGUCGGCAUGUCGCAGAUCGGCGCGAGCUUCGUGACGCAUAGUACCGUGGGCUUGUUCUUCCUGCCUGGUGCCCUUCUUGGACUGGGCAUGAGCUUUUGUUUCAUGGCCGUGACUGUGACACCUGCGCAAUACUUCUCGAGGAAGCGGGGGCUAGCCAAUGGAAUCGUCUAUGCUGGUGGCGGCUUCGGGGCCGCCGUGCUGAGCAUCGCAACCAACGCCAUGAUUGAACGGUAUGGUGUUGAGUGGGCGUUCCGAAUCAUUGGCAUUGUAUGUUUCUCAACGGGAUUCCCGGCGGCAUACAUGAUCAAGGAGCGCAUUCCCAUCCAGACCUCUGGCUUCAUUGACUGGAAGCUUUUCCGACAGGGAAGCUUCAACAUCAUUUUCGUCGCUGGCGCAAUUGGUGUCUUCCCCCUCCUCGUUCCGCCUUUCUUUAUCCCGUUGUACGCACGCUCAAUGGGAUUAAGCACGAGCACCGGAGCAGCUUUGCUGGCCGGCUAUAACUUUUCGUCAGCAAUUGGCCGGAUUAUUAGCGGUCACCUAUGUGAUAUUCUUGGUCCCUUGAAUACGCUGUUCGCCUUCCUCGCCAUCAACUCCCUGACCAUGAUUGCGCUCUGGCCAGCCUCAACGACGCUUGCUCCGUUGGCUGUAUUUGCCGUCAUGAAUGGUUUGACAAACGGCGGGUUUUUCGCGUCAAUGCCAACGUGCAUUGGCAACAUCUUCGGUUCGGCCCGUGUGUCGACUGCCAUGGGCAUGAUCGUCACGGGGUGGGUCGGAGGCUAUCUUUUUGGUUCUCCCAUUGCAGGGUACCUGCUCGACGCGUAUGGCGGCGCAGACGAGGGCUUGAAGGCGUACCGCCCUGCUAUGUUCUAUGCCGGAUCGGUGUCGUUGGUGGCCACAAGUUUGAUCCUGUUGAUGCGACUACGUAUCAACAAGAAGCCGUGGGCCAAGCGUCAAUGUCGGAGCAAGAUUGCCAACCUUAGCCUGAGCAAGGGCUUGUUGCACGCCACCGGGGGACCCGCGUGGCUGAUGCUCUACCGGGCUCCAUGA
Messenger RNA from Verticillium nonalfalfae, 2682 nucleotides. RefSeq lists its product as uncharacterized. Bases 1 to 2682 code for a protein of 893 amino acids. Lineage: Eukaryota; Fungi; Ascomycota; Sordariomycetes; Glomerellales; Plectosphaerellaceae. The record is from RefSeq and is a predicted model, not a curated record. Gene Ontology annotation, biological process: proteolysis; transmembrane transport. Gene Ontology annotation, molecular function: peptidase activity; transmembrane transporter activity. The transcript is spliced from 7 exons. Gene Ontology annotation, cellular component: fungal-type vacuole membrane.